CAACAUUCCAACAACAAAACAAGAAUCAUUUCUGAUUUCAAUUAUCCCAGAGGCUUUGUUUCCUUGCCAGAGGAAAAUUGUAUGGAAUUGCAAGGAACGAGAUCUUGUAUUAUGUGCGAAAUUAUGAUUAUCUCGUUAAUAUAUGUUAAUUAUGUAAUUUAUGUAAGCAACGUGCUUUUGACGUUUUGACAAGGGCAAUAUCGAUGUAAAUUCGUUGAGAAGCAUUAUAGUGAUUACACAUCAGAAAUAGAGAACAAAAACCUUGUGAUUUGUUGUGAAAACAUUCUAUCAAAGAAUUUCCAACACGUGGCACCCCCGAUGGGACAGUAGCGAACCUAAAGCAGCGAUUUUGGAGGCGAAACUUAACUAAACAACACAUUAACGAUCUAGUGACAUUUGCGACGACAAUGGAGGAAAACGAAAGCGGUCCUGAAGCAGAGCUUGGAACUAAAAUUAUUCAACUACAAAGAGCGAUUGAGAAGAGCGAUCAAGUUCUUAAAACAGAAAAGAAACGGGUAAUCCUAAGACAUAUCGAAUGUUUAAAGGAAACAAUAUCUAAAGUCAACAAAUUGCGGAUAUCAGUCGAAGCGACAAAAAUUGCGGCGAAAAUUAAAAGCGAGGAAAUCGACAAUUGGAAUCAAGACAUCGAGAGCAAGUUGGAAGAAGCGGACAGUAGGACAGAUUUAUUGGAGGAAUGGUUACACUAUCAAGACGCAGAGGUGGAGAAAAGGCAACUUGAGAGCAAGGCCAUACAGGAGGAUAUCGAACGUGAGAAACGGCUGAAAUUUGAACUGAAAUUACACGAAGCGAAAGUAAAAUUACAGAAUGAGAUCAAGUCUCCGGAAGUGAGCGCGUCGACAGGGACCGGAAGUGAAUCCAAAGUGCAAGCUAAGUUACCUAAACUUCACAUCACCAAAUUUAAUGGGACUUACGCAGAUUGGCCUCGAUUUUGGAGCUUGUUUUCUGAAACUAUCCACAAAACAAGUGUUUCUCCUGUAAAUAAAUUCGCAUAUCUACGAGAGUUAUUGUGUGAAAAGGCAUCAAAGGCAAUCGAAGCUCUACCGCACACGUCGGAGGGAUAUAACCGAGCGAUUGUUAUUCUUAAAGACCGGUUUGGAAAGGAAAGCGAAAUUGUGAAGACCUUCGUGAAAGAGAUAUUGGACCUACCUCAUCUUGCGACAGCUAAUGCUAAGAAAAUUCAUGAAUUCUACGAGAAACUGGUUUACUGUGUACAAUCGCUAGAAACAUUGAAUCGUCUUGAUGUUAUUAAUGGCACAGUACCUAUGGUAUUGGAUAAAUUACCAGCCAUUAGAGGGGAUCUAGUACGAAAUGACUCGAGCUGGGAACAGUGGAACUUUGUACAGUUCACCGAAGCCCUACGACAGUGGACAAGACGCAAUCCGGUCAUGGAGGAUGAUCCACUUCGGAAAACAGAUGAUCAACAUCGAAAGCGAAGACCCAAUUUCCAGACCCAGCAGGGUAAAGGGGAACAGUUGAGCGGGAAGAAAAGAUCUUGUGUCUACUGUGACAAAUGUGACCAUCGAUCUUCGGAAUGCGAGUCAGUUAACACGGCAGAUGAAAGGAAGUCCAUGUUGGCAAGGAAGAAGUUGUGCUUUAACUGCACGGGGCCAGCACACAGAGCUUCAGAAUGCAGGAGUACAACUACAUGUAAGAACUGUGGUAAACGUCAUCACACAUCGAUUUGUAGUGAGAUCAAACCAGCAAAGCCAGCGCUUUCUGCACAUAGAGAUGUAGAUCAACAAGUGAUCUACCCAACAGUACUAGUGGAAAUUGAUGGGAUCCAGACGCACGCCCUUCUUGAUACGGGAGCUGGCAGUUCAUAUGCUUCAGCAACAUUGAUUGAAACACUCCAUAAGAAACCUAAGCGAGUUGAGUUGAGAAGAGUGGACAUGAUGUUAACAUCCAAAACAACAAAGGUGGAAAUCUACUCAGCAAAGCUCACCUCAGUUGAUGGUAAGUUCACUACAGAGAUUGAACUGUCGAAGGUAAACAAGUCCCAGCUGAUGAUGAUAACAAACCCUGAAUUCAAAAGUCUUUGUCAGAAGUAUGACCACCUUAAGGAAGUUGAAGUUAACGAAGAUCCGAAGAACAGAGAUCAGAUCCCAGUACAUGUAGUUCUUGGUGCAAGCGAGUACGCUACCAUCAAAACACGUUCAGCACAGAAGGUUGGACAACCUGGGCAACCUGUUGCAGAAAGGACCCUUCUUGGGUGGACACUCAUGUCGUCAGGGAAAGAAGACAAAGAUAGUCCAGUGUUAUUUGCGCAAUCAACCUCAAACGACUAUGAACAGCUGUGUUCCCUCGAUGUACUCGGACUCGCAGACAAACAUGAAAAUGACCAGGAAGCCGUCUAUCAAGAAUUCAAAGAACAGCUAGAGAGAGAUGAAGCUGGAUGGUAUCAAACAAGCUUACCCUGGAAAGGGAACCAUCCAAGUUUACCAACAAAUGUGACAGGGAGCAAUAAACGGUUGGAACAUCUAGUACGGAAGCUAAAGAAGAACGAGCUAUAUGAAGAUUACAAUAACAUCAUCCAAGAGCAGCUGCAAAAGGGUAUUGUUGAGCCGGCGCCCGAAAUAGCGAGUGGAAACGAGUUUUACAUCCCGCACAAGGCUGUAGUGAAAAAGGAGGCAGAAAGUACUAAGCUUCGUGUCGUGUACGAUGCUUCAGCGAGAGAAAAUGAAAGUGCCCCCUCACUGAAUGAUUGUCUGCACCCGGGACCAGCCCUUCAAAAUCAACUUUGGGACAUUCUAGUUAAGUCGAGAUUCCACCCAAUUCUUCUUACUGGUGAUCUCGUGAAGGCAUUCUUACAGAUACGAAUUAAACAGGAAGAGAGGGACUCUUUACGCUUUCAUUGGAGAGAACCGAACAGCGAUGUUAUCAGGAUCUAUCGGUUUACAAGAGCUCUAUUCGGGCUUACGUCGUCCCCAUUUCUUCUAGCCGGCGUCCUUGACCAACACCUUAAUUCCUGGAAAGCGCGAUAUCCUAAGCUUGUGGAAGAAGUGCAACAUGGACUCUACGUUGAUGAUCUAAUAGCUGGUGGAGUCACAGUUGAAGAAGUUCUGGAGAAGAAGACCAAGACAACUGAAGUGUUCGAGAAUGCAACGUUUUCUAUUCACAAAUGGCACUCCAAUGCAAAGGAGCUCGAAGCAUCUGAGCAAGUACCAUCUGAAUCUGAAGAAAUGACCUAUGCAAAACAGCAGCUUGGCAGUGGAGGGAAGCUAUUGGGACUGCCGUGGGAUAGAGAAAGAGACACUUUCAGCAUUGAAUUUAGAGUAGCGGAAGAUUGUAGAACGAAGAGAGAUGUGCUUUCCCAGAUUGCAAAGCUGUAUGACCCGUUGGGCCUUGUAUCCCCGACUAUGCUGGUUUCCAAACUGCUCUUCCGUGACAUUUGUGAUGCCAAAGUAACCUGGGAUGCAGAACUGCCUGGGCCUUUGCUGAAACGGUGGAAAGAUUGGAGAAACUCCUUGCCAAGAGAGUAUACAGUCCCUAGAUCACUCACUCCACAUCGCAUUCCUGUAGCGGAAAUCGAACUACACAGUUUCGGAGAUGCAAGCUCGCAGGGAGUGUGCGCGGUGGUUUAUGCUGUCACCCGUCAGAUGGAUGAAACGACGCAAGGACUUGUUUGUUCGAAGUCACGCAUCGCGAAGCGAAAUCUGACCAUACCACGAUUAGAGUUGAUUGCCGGUCACAUGGCUGUGAAUAUUGCGUCAAAUGUUGAAGCGGCUCUCAGCAACUACCAGGUGAAGAUCCACUGCUGGCUUGAUUCAACUGUAGCGCUUUAUUGGAUACAAGGGAAGGGCGAUUAUCGUCAGUUUGUAGCCAACCGGGUACGAAAAAUUCAGCAACACGAUCAAGUAACCUGGCAUUAUGUGCCUACGUCACAGAAUCCAGCCGAUUUGGGAAGCCGAGGCGGGACCGUGGAAGAUAACGCGAUGUGGAAAGAUGGUCCUCCCUGGCUCCACAACCAUGGUGAGUGGCCUGCGGACGUCACCUUAGAAGCAACAGCAGAGACAAGAGCAGAAGCGAAAGUGAAGCAGGAAAUCCUGACUGUGGUGCACACUGAGGAAGAUGAGUUUGAUCAGUUACUGGACAAAUUCAGCCUGUUCAAAGUUCUCCGCAUCGGGGCCUGGGUGCGACGCUUUGUUGAUAACUGUAGAGUAAAUGUCAACGAGAGAAGGAGUGAUGCGUUGCAGACAGAAGAGAUCGAUGGAGUAAGACUAUGGUGGAUAAAACGAGCUCAGCUUUCAGCGCGUCGAGAUGUCCGUUUCGAAGCCGAUCAACUCCACCUCAAUAUCCAGUUGAACGGUCAAGAGGUCUUAGAAUGUCGCGGACGCAUGAGUGGGAAGCACCCGAUCUACCUGCCCGACAAUCACUCAUUCACAACGUCUUUAGUCCAGCGAGCUCACGUUACGACAUUGCAUGGCGGGGUUGGGAUGACGAUGGCCGAGAUACGAGAACGUUAUUGGAUACCUAGACUUCGUCGACUGGUAAAAAAGAUAAGAUCUAAAUGUCAUGGUUGCAGAAGGUUUCAAGCAAAAGCAUUUGAGGCACCACCACCUGGGAAACUACCGAGCACAAGAACCGAAGGAUCAACACCUUUUCAAGUACUGGGCGUAGACUUCGCCGGGCCGAUUAAGUAUCGCGUCAAAACCAAUAAGGAGAAGAAAGCUUAUCUCGCCCUAUUCGCGUGUAGUUUGACGAGAGCCGUGCAUAUGGAACUAGUUAGAUCACUGGAGACGGGGGAAUUCAUCAGAUGUUUUAAGAAGUUUGUAGCAAGAAGAGGGAGGCCAGAAUUGGUAUAUUCUGACAACGGGACCACGUUCAAGGCUGCAGCAAAGUGGUUGGAGACUGUAAGAAGAGAUGAAAAGUUUAAUAGUUAUUUGGCGAAGCUAGAGAUCAAGUGGCGGUUUAAUCUAAGCCGGGCCCCCUGGUGGGGGGGACAGUUCGAACGACUCAUAGGCUUAUUUAAGAGGGCCUUCCACAAGUCCAUUGGGAACGGAACAUUGGAAUGGUCGGAGCUGGAGGACGUAGUUUUGGAUAUCGAGGUAACUUUGAACAACCGUCCACUUGGGUACGUGGAUGAAGAUAUUCAGCAGCCAGUUCUGACGCCGAACUCUAUGCUCCAGAUUAAUCCGAACAGUCUACCUGAGUUGGAAGCACAUCGUAUAGAAGAUGCGAACCUAAAGAGACGCGCCAAAUUCCUGAAGAGAUGCAAACAAACCAUGUGGAAUAGGUGGAGCAGAGAAUACAUUAGAAGCCUUCGUGGACAACAUCGUCAAACUGGACAGAAGUGUUCGGACCAUCCGAAGGUGGGAGAUAUCGUCAUAGUUCAAGAGGAGAAUCAACCGAGAAAUCGUUGGAAACUAGCUAUGGUAACCCGCCUCAUAUCGGGGAGAGAUAACGUUACACGGGGAGCGGUGUUGAAGACUGGAAAAGGAACGCUUGAACGGCCUAUCCAACAUCUAUACCCAUUGGAGUUGUCUUGUGAUCGCGAGGAGACCCAACCACUUAACCCAAACGCUCCUGAAUACCACCCGAGACCAAGGAGGGCAGCGGCCGUGGAAGCAAAUAAACGAAUUCAAGAAAUUGCAAAUGAUGAAGAUUGAGAGAGUCUUGUGAACUUUGUUAUCAAUAUUAUCAAACAUUAAAGUAUAGAACGUUUUGUUUACAGUCGAAUUAAGGAACAUUCGAACUGGAGAUGUAACAUGUAUAUCUUCGAGAAGAAUAUACAUGGGGGAGUGUGUGCGAAAUUAUGAUUAUCUCGUUAAUAUAUGUUAAUUAUGUAAUUUAUGUAAGCAACGUGCUUUUGACGUUUUGACAAGGGCAAUAUCGAUGUAAAUUCGUUGAGAAGCAUUAUAGUGAUUACACAUCAGAAAUAGAGAACAAAAACCUUGUGAUUUGUUGUGAAAACAUUCUAUCAAAGAAUUUCCAACAAUUAAGAUCAGU
This is a messenger RNA of Dendronephthya gigantea, 5967 nucleotides long. RefSeq lists its product as uncharacterized. Gene Ontology annotation, molecular function: zinc ion binding; nucleic acid binding. The record is from RefSeq and is a predicted model, not a curated record. The transcript has a single exon. Lineage: Eukaryota; Metazoa; Cnidaria; Anthozoa; Malacalcyonacea; Nephtheidae. Gene Ontology annotation, biological process: DNA integration. The coding region runs from base 408 to 5627 and encodes 1739 amino acids.